AUGGCGAUGAACAUUCCGAAGUCCGGCUACAAUCGUUUUAUGAAAGAAGGGGCACAGCACUUCAAAGGUACUGAUGAGGCUGUGCUGCGAAAUAUUGAGGCUUGUGUGGAAUUGGCGUCACAGCUGAGAUCAGCUUAUGGACCAAAUGGCAUGAACAAAAUGGUUAUCAAUCACAUCGAGAAAUUGUUCGUAACAAAUGAUGCCGCUACAAUUCUGAAAGAGCUCGAUAUACAACAUCCGGCUGCUAAAAUUAUAAUUAUGGCAAGUCAAAUGCAGGAGAAGCAG
Molecule: messenger RNA, 285 nt
Organism: Ostertagia ostertagi
Lineage: Eukaryota; Metazoa; Nematoda; Chromadorea; Rhabditida; Trichostrongylidae
Source: the annotation of a GenBank genome assembly